Molecule: messenger RNA, 4254 nt
Organism: Lachancea dasiensis
Lineage: Eukaryota; Fungi; Ascomycota; Saccharomycetes; Saccharomycetales; Saccharomycetaceae
Source: the annotation of a GenBank genome assembly
AUGUCUUUGGCAGCGCUAUUGAACGACGACAAGGACGCAAAUAGUAAUCGCAUUGUUCACGGCAAGGCUCCUGUGCAGCUUCCGAGCCAGUAUCACAGCAGGAAUCGAGAUGGAAAAAGCGCAGGUGCCGGAGCUGGCAACUCUUUGUCUACAAGAGAGGGUUUUUUGCAACAGCUGAAUCGGGACUUCCGAGUACUGGGUGCGAGAGACAUCAGGGAGCAACGGUUCCAGGAUUGGAGGAUGUUGAAUUACCAAGAGUUCGAGUUGGUGACUGAGUGGAACAACCAGUCGAGGGAGUUGGGAUCCAACGGGUGUGAAAGCCUGCUGGCCAACAUGGAGACUGCCCAUCAGGAAUGGGACCAAUUCCAGGACUACACCCGGCAUAAGCACGAGGUUAUUCGUCAGCAGCGCGAAGCGCGCGAGAGACUUCGUCGUCAACAAGAACAGGAACGCAUUUUACAAGAGCAAGAACGGCGCCAGGCCCUAGAUCGUGAAGCUCGCGAGCGAAAGGCUCUGGAUCAACAGCAGAGGGCCAAAACUGCAACAGCCUCGGAUAAAAAGACGGGUUUAUCGGGAGCAAGACCAGGGUCCGCAAAUGGCGUUGACAUUUCAAGCUCUCAUAUUAAUGGUCAUGGCGAGCGCGGACACGGCGCUGGUGGCCACGGGAAGCUGCGUCAAGGCCACAACCAUGAUGUUAACGAUGAAGACGACCACGAUAAUGACGACGACGACGACCACAUUCAAGAUGACGACAACAGCAUCAACACGAGCAACAGCAACGACAACGGCGAAGAUAUGGAUGGCGUAGAGGAUCCCGAUGGGGAGGCCGAGAUAGAAGAGGAUAUUGACGAAGAGGAGCUCGAGGAUGCAGACCAUGACGAGGAGGUGGUUAUGCCGGAAGAUGACGACGAUAACGAUGAAGAUUUUCUGCUAGAAGAUGACAAAGGCAACUCGUUGGGUAAAACGUCCAGUAAGGUGGACCUCACAUCGGAGAAUGCCAAAAUCAGGCGAGAAAUUGCGCGCAUGGUAAAUAAGAACAAGAAUGUGAAAGCCAAGAAACGUCGUUUUACAAACUCUACCAUCGUCGAACAUAUUCAAAAUGAAAAACUUGAGGUCAAAGUGACUCUCAAGCAGUAUCACGUACGGCAGCUUAAACGCCUAAUUGCCGAAAAACAGCGUGCUGAAGAGGAAGAAAAAUCUGGAGGAGCCGAGCCUGCGGCAAAGAAACGCAAAACAGCACAAAAGGGCGAAAAUGCCGCCAUCCCAGAUUCUAUUGAUGGCUUGCCCACUUAUGGUCUUAAGAUGACGGUCAAGGAAGCGCGAGGUAUACAAAGACAUUACGAUAAUACCUAUUUCACCAUCUGGAAGGAUAUGGCGAGAAAAGAUUCAGCAAAAGUCGCUCGGUUAGUUCAACAAGCACAAGCGAGUAGGAAUGUCAACUUCAAGAAAACUUGUGCGUUAGUUUGCCGAGAAGCACGCAAAUGGCAGCUUAGGAAUUUCCGUCAGGCAAAGGAUUUUCAAUCUCGUGCACGUAGAGGAGUCCGAGAAAUGUCCAGUUUCUGGAAAAAGAAUGAACGGGAGGAACGCGAUCUCAAGAAAAAAGCUGAGAAGGAAGCUCUUGAUCAGGCCAAGAAGGACGAGGAAGAACGUGAAAAUAAAAGACAAGCCAGAAAACUGAACUUUUUAAUCACUCAAACGGAACUUUACUCACAUUUUAUUGGUCGAAAGAUCAAAACUGAUGAGAUCGAGGGUACUAUGGCCGACAAUUCAUUUGCGUCACAAGAUAAAGGAAAAAACGAAAUCGAUUUGUCUACAACAGAGGCCUCCAAGACUGACUUCCAUUCUAUCGAUUUUGACAAUGAAGACGAUGAAAUGUUACGAAUGAAGGCUGCGCAGAAUGCCUCUAGCGCGUUGCUAGCAAGUCAGAAUAAGGCCAAAGAAUUUGAUGCAAACCCGGAUGAGGAAGAUGAAUUGAACUUCCAAAAUCCUACUUCUUUAGGAGAUAUCACGAUUGAUCAACCCAAACUCCUGACAUGCACAUUGAAGGAAUAUCAACUAAAAGGUUUGAACUGGCUUGCUAAUCUGUACGACCAAGGUAUAAACGGUAUCUUGGCAGACGAGAUGGGUUUGGGGAAAACUGUACAGUCUAUCUCAGUUUUGGCUCACCUCGCAGAAAAUCAUAACAUCUGGGGCCCCUUCAUCGUGGUAACCCCUGCGUCGACUUUGCAUAACUGGGUUAACGAGAUUUCUAAAUUCGUUCCUGAUUUCAAAAUUUUACCUUACUGGGGUAAUGGAAAUGAUCGUAAGAUCUUAAGAAGAUUUUGGGAUAGAAAACACUUUCGCUAUGGUAAAGAUGCGCCAUUCCAUGUAUUGAUCACUUCUUAUCAAAUGGUGGUGUCUGAUGCAGCAUACAUUCAAAAAAUGAAAUGGCAGUAUAUGAUUUUGGAUGAGGCCCAAGCAAUUAAGUCUUCUCAGUCGUCUCGCUGGAAAAAUUUAUUAAGCUUUCACUGCAGGAAUAGGCUUCUUUUGACCGGCACUCCAAUCCAAAACAAUAUGCAAGAGUUGUGGGCCCUGCUUCACUUCAUCAUGCCUUCGUUGUUUGAUUCACAUGAUGAGUUUAGCGACUGGUUCUCAAAAGAUAUUGAAUCUCAUGCCCAGUCUAACACUAAGCUCAACCAACAACAACUGCGGCGUCUGCACAUGAUUUUGAAGCCUUUCAUGUUGAGACGUAUCAAAAAGAAUGUUCAGUCUGAAUUAGGAGACAAAAUCGAGAUUGAUGUGAUGUGCGACUUGACAAGACGGCAGCACAAAUUGUAUCAAGUUCUGAAGACCCAAAUGUCUGCUGCUUAUGAUGCUAUCGAAAAUGCUGCUGGUAAUGAUGAAGUUUCAUCCGACCAGAACAUCGUAAACACGGUAAUGCAGUUCCGUAAAGUUUGCAAUCACCCAGAUCUAUUUGAAAGAGAGGAUGUCAGCUCUCCAUUCGCUUUUACAGAUUUUGGGAAAAGCGGUCCACUUUUAAAAGGUAGCAAUUUGAGUGACGUAGAAUAUUCCGCCAGGAACUGCGUCGACUACCAUGUGCCACGGCUCAUUUUUGAUGAAAUGCUAACGCCUCAGUAUGAGAACAAUAUAAAGGCGAAUGACAAGUUACUGAAUCACACUCUCAAUAUUCUACAUCCUUCAAACUCCAGAGAUCUCUGUACAGCUUUGUCAUGUCUUUCUGGACAUAGCCCUAAUGAGUUCUAUGCUCUUUCCAAUGAAAACCUUGUUAAGAGAGCUUUAAACUCAGAAGAGGGUAAAUCUCACAGACCAAAAAUUGUAUACUCCAAUGAUGAGCUUGCGGAAGUGAAUAGAAAUCGAUUCACCGUUGAAAAUUGUUCCGACGCUCUUUUCAAUGUUGGACAAACAACGACAAAGGGUGUUCUUGAUUCGCUACUUAACAUCAGACGAGGUGUUUAUGAGGAGCAGUAUAUGAAUGUAUGGCACCCUGCAUACCAUCGUGCUGUUAACGCGCCCCCUAUUAACAUGGAAGUUGCCAGCUCCAGCCAAUUUUCUCGCAGGAGACAGCUUGAACUCUUCGAUCCAGUUUUAUGCCAGGCCUUCAGCAGCAUUCCUGCAGAGACCCAACUUGAACUACUUACAAAAUACAAGCUAUCACCAAAUGCGUUUCCUAUAUCAGAGCGUUUUCCAAAGCCUCUCAAUAAAAAUUUCACGUCUGCUAUUUCGAUGCCUUCCAUGGAUAAAUUUAUCAUGGAGUCUACUAAACUGAAGAAAUUGGACGAAAUGUUGGUAGACUUGAAGAAAGGAGGUCACCGCGUCUUAAUAUAUUUUCAAAUGACCAAAAUGAUGGAUCUAAUGGAAGAAUACUUAACAUACAGACAAUACAAGCAUAUCCGUUUAGAUGGCUCCUCCAAGCUAGAAGAUAGAAGAGAUCUCGUUCACGAUUGGCAAACUAGGCCAGAAAUUUUCAUCUUCUUACUGAGUACUAGGGCCGGUGGGCUGGGCAUCAACCUAACUGCUGCCGACACGGUUAUAUUCUACGAUUCUGAUUGGAACCCGACAAUUGACUCCCAAGCCAUGGACAGAGCGCACAGGCUCGGUCAAACAAGGCAAGUGACAGUAUAUAGGCUUCUGAUCAGAGGAACAAUCGAAGAACGGAUGCGCGAUAGAGCCAAACAGAAGGAACACGUGCAACAGGUGGUCAUGGAGGGCAAGACACAAGAAAAAACAAUCCACACCGUCGGUGCUACUAGUUAG